UCCAGCACUUAAACCAGACGGAAUAUUUGCGCGAACAGCUCCCUUCUUUACAGCAAACGCAUGCAGGCAAAUGCGCCGACGAGCAGAAGAGAUCCCAGAGGACUGCAGGCAUAAUCAGAGGCUGUGGGGGAUCUUGAUGUUGGAUACAGCCCCCUACAUGCUUACAGCACAGGCAACAAUCUAAAGUGAUUAUGCCAGCUGUCCAACAAUGCCGCUACCCUCAGGUUUGCUGCUUCGUCACUCCGUGGUUAUGUGGUUGCUCUUCCACAGCUUGGUACUGAUGACACUGUGUUUCCAUCACGCCGCGACUUCCUGCUCCAAACGCUGUUACUGUUCCGACAGCGAGGGCUUGUACGGUGGUAAAACCAUGCGUUGUAGCAACCUGGGUCUUACCUAGAUCCCUCAGGACAUUCCCAAUGACACACGACACCUCUACCUGGACUACAACCUUUUGACCAGCAUCCCCGCCAAUGCUUUUCAUGAUCUUCCACUGCUGGCGGAACUGGAUCUUUCCCAUAAUGAAUUAGCUCUGCUUGAACCUGGAGCUUUUCGAGGCCUAGCAGCCUCGCUACAGUUCCUGGACCUCUCAUCCAACCAGCUCACAACACUGGACCCGGAUGCCUUUGAAGGCGUUAAAGCGAGAUCCAACCUCACUGGAAACCCCUGGCACUGUGACUGUCGGCUACAGACGGCCCUUCCGCACCUGGACCUGGAGCCCAUGUCUUUGACUGGUAUCAUCUGCCAGACCUCUGAACCUGCUGACUCUGGAGCCCAAGGUGUGCCCUUCCUGCUGGCCAAAGACCUGGACCUGUGUGUGGUGCUCAAAAAGACCACGGAUGUGGCCAUGUUGGUGACCAUGUUUGGAUGGUUCACCAUGGUCAUCUCCUACCUGGUCUACUAUGUGAGACACAAUCAGGAAGAUGCCAGGCGUCACCUGGAGUAUCUCAAGUCUCUGCCCAGCAGGCAGGGCAAGUCUGAGGAGUCUUCCACCAUCAGCACUGUGGUAUAGCAUCAGGCCAUGUGCUCAUGUGGAGGAAGCUACUCAGGUUGCCUAAAGGCAAAGGGCAUAGUGGGUAAAAAAGCUGCAUAAGUUAAAAUCUCCUAACCCUCCCUCCUGGAAAAACCAAGAAGGCUUUGUAGCUCAUCAACCACGUAGUUUAAGGCGCUUCUCAGGACUGGCGAGUACCCGACCAAAGAACCAGGAUGGAUUUGUAACAGGACGCUUGUUGGUCAAUGAAGUGAAAACAUCCACAAUGGGGCCAUGUGAAACAUUUAAUGCUGAGACAGAGACCAACCACAGACAAGAUGUCUUUUUGUGGAGACCUGCAGAUAGAGAUGGCUGGAGAAAAACAGAGCAAAAUCAUAGGGGCCAUCUAAUCUAAUCCAGAUAAAUAAUUGAUUCAGAAAUGGCCGAGCUUCAAGUGUAUCUUGACUAAGAGGUCUGUCUGCUCUGCACGCUUUAAAAGGAGAAGUUGUUGUGCUUCGUUUUUAGUCAGACGCCCAUUUGGCAGGCAAUGCACGGAGCGUAGAGCACCCAUCCUUCAGGGCAUUUACAAAGUGUACUGUUGUUGUCCCUAAAGGUGAUCUCAAAAUUUUACCGAGCCACACGAUCUUGCAUGCAUCAAUGAUUUUACAGGUCUCUUAGUACACAGACUGCAAAAGUAAAACUCAUUUUAGUUUGCUUCGAUAUCCCCUGGUUUGAGGGAGCAGUGAGUUGUUUUCCUUGUGAGGCUCUGCAGCGACAAUGAUGUCGGGACCUAGAAGCAAUAAGCAGGUUGGCUUGUUAUUUUCGUGACCAAUCACUGUAAUAUAAAUCACUGUUAAAGCUGUUUCAAGAGAAAAUACCACAGGGGCACUCGGUUGACUUUCACAAUUAUUGCUGAAAUGUUUCAUGACUUUUGAUGUUUAAAAAUAAUGAGAUGAUGUUGACCACCACAGGAAAGGUUUGUGCUGUUAAAGUGAAUCGUGAUCUUAGUAUGUCACAUCAAAUACUGUGUGAUUGUGCUGUUUCUUAUGUAGAGUGCCAGCAAGAAUAAUACAGAACUCUGCCAAGAUAAAUUAAAAAGUCAAAACUCAUCUAAAU
Triplophysa rosa is the source of this 2083-nucleotide messenger RNA. It is a transcript of the gene lrrc3ca, whose product is annotated as leucine rich repeat containing 3Ca. NCBI's taxonomy places the organism in Eukaryota, Metazoa, Chordata, Actinopteri, Cypriniformes, Nemacheilidae. Gene Ontology annotation, cellular component: plasma membrane. The transcript has 2 exons. The record is from RefSeq and is a predicted model, not a curated record. Gene Ontology annotation, molecular function: protein binding.